AAAGGGUAAAUUAAGUACUCUGUGCGUACUCUGUGGUUGACGGUGACCCGUGAGCGUCACCAAGAAACCCACAGUUUUUGCUGACUUGAUUGAAUGACAAAAUCUUCUGUUAGUCAAGUGCGUUUAGUCUGUUUUACUAAUAGACAUUGUUGAUAUUGAAAUUUAUUAUUGUUUCAAUUAAAGUGAUACUAAAAUUCUUGAGGUUUAUAGUGCUAAACUGUUUGUGUACAUAAUCUUACCCAUUAUGGAUGUUUACCUAAUUUACACAAUUGUUGGUUAAAAUAUAGUACGGACAUGAUUGCCCCGUAACAGUAAAUCAAUUAUAUUCAUCAAUUUAAUAAAGAAGCAGCAAGAUGGAUCCAGAAACUCAAGUAAAAGAUAAGUUAGUGAACAGCUUAAAAAACGAAAACCGAAAGAAAAAAAAGAAGCAGAAGCAUAGAAAAAAUAAAAAGGAAUUAAUUGACGAAGAUGAAGGAGAGACUAGUUUUAAAAGAAGAAAGAGGUCUAAGAAAGUUAAACAUAAACGUCCAGUUCAGGAAAGUGAAACAUCACUAUCUGAUGUUGAAGAUUUAAUAAAAAAAUCUCGUGCUUGUAAACAAGAUUCAACCAGAGAUGCUUCCGUUGAGUUAAAUUUAGCAGAGUUAGAUAAUAAAUCCAAACAAAACAAUGGUGACUGGGAUCUUCUAAAAUCAAGAAUUUAUAGUAAUGGUAAUUAUGCAAAGAAAUCCUACGAAAAAGAUGAAUCGUUAGAUGUUAAAUCGUCUAACUCUGAGGCAGAAAAUUAUCAAGAUGAUUGUGCAAGUCCAGAAUUAACCAUGAUAGAAGACGAUCUAAACUUGGAAGAGCUGAUGAAGCAAAAAGAGUUGCUACAGGCACGUUUAGUUGCUUAUUAUUCUGAUAAAAGCGAUGACGAAAUUGAACAGCCUGCAGCCAAUGAUUUGUGUAUAUCUGAUGAUAAGUCGCCGUCAUCUAAGAAAAGGAGAGGUCAUGACUAUGACCACAAAUGGGCCAGUAGACACAAGUCUAGUAAAGAUAGAUCUUUAGAGCGUGAUAGAUAUAAGUCUAAACGGCAUGACGAAGACUUAAGAGUAAUCAUAAAUAGAGAGAGUAGAAAAGAAAUGGAAAAAGAAAGAGAGUAUCGUGAAAGAAGAGAACGGCAACGACGUAAGCUAUAUGAGGCGGAAAGGGAGAAAGAAAGAGAACGCGAAAGGGAAAGAGAGCGUGAACGAGAGAAGGAUAGAGACCGUAAGCGUGAAAGAGAUCGCGAGCGAGAGAUGGAACGACGGUCGGUGGAGUUCAAACGACGGGAUUGGGAAGCUCGUGGACGCAGAACUCGAGAUCGAUCGGUGAUGCGCCGUGACGGCGAACGAAGUCGCCACAGAAGUACUGAUCGCAGCCGGGUAAGGAGUCGCAAUCGCAGUCGAGUCCACAGUCGAGAACGCAAUCGCUCGCGUGAUAGAAACCACAGAGGGAGCCAUAAAGAUAGGCGUCAGAAUACACUUAAUGAAGUUGCACAAAUAGUUCCAAGUUCAAGUGAUGAGGAGCUGAAUAUUGAUAUUAAUACAGACGAAGAUGAGGAGACAGAGGAGCAGAUCAUUGAGCGGAGAAGACAACAAAGGGAACAACUUAUGAAGAGAUUGGAGGGUGAAAAUAACAGCGGCCAGGUAGAACAACAGAAUCAGGUCGGAGUUUCUGCUACGCCGGAUAUUCAACCAGACUCUAAACCAGACCCUAAACCAGACCCUAAUCCAGACCCUAAACCAGACCCUAAACCAGACCCUAAACUCGACCCUAAACCCGACUCUAAACCAGACCCUAAAACGGACCCUAAACCGGAGCCUAAAUUAGACCUUAAACCAGAUCCUAAACCAGAAGUUAAGUCUGAUACCAAGCAAGAGAAUAGAGGCAAAAAAACAGAGGGUGACAAUUCCCAUGUUGUCAGCGUUGAUGUUGUUGUCCAACAACCACACUCCACCAACAUCCUCAGGAAUAUAGAAAACGAAUCCAAAACAAACAAUAAAUUGGAGAAAGCAACAACCAAGGGCCGCGAGUGGGACAUGUUUGCUGAUCAAGAUAAUUUCAAUGUUGAUACACCCUAUACCGGUAAGCCAAGAAAUAAAGCUGCUUUAGAGAACCCGUCUCUGACAGACAACUGGGAUGAUGCGGAAGGAUAUUACAGAGUUCGCAUUGGGGAGAUAUUAGACAACCGUUACAGUGUAUAUGGAUACACCGGCCAGGGUGUGUUUUCCAACGUAGUUCGAGCCCGUGAUCAAGCGCGUGCCAACACCGACGUAGCAGUUAAGAUUAUCAGGAAUAAUGAGAUCAUGCAUAAAACUGGUCUUCGUGAGUUAGAAAUUCUGAAGCGUUUGAAUGAUUCCGACCCCGAGGACAAGUUCCACUGCUUGCGUCUGUUCCGGCAUUUCUUCCACAAACGCCAUCUGUGUAUGGUGAUGGAACCACUCUCCAUGAACCUGAGGGAGGUCCUUAAGAAGUAUGGCAAGAAUAGUGGCAUACAUAUAAAGGCAGUCCGAAGUUACACACAGCAAAUGUUGUUGGCUCUGAAAUUGUUGAAAAAGACUGGUAUCUUACACGCUGAUAUAAAACCCGACAACAUUCUCGUCAACGACAGUAAACUAAUGCUCAAAUUAUGUGACUUCGGAUCAGCCUCUCUGGUAACGGAGAACGAAAUAACGCCGUACUUAGUAUCAAGGUUCUACAGAGCGCCAGAGAUCAUUCUCGGGUCCACAUAUGACCACGGCAUAGACAUGUGGUCAACAGCGUGCACCAUAUAUGAGAUAUCCACAGGGAAAAUAAUGUUUAGUGGAAAAUCUAAUAAUGAGAUGUUAAAAUACUUUAUGGAUUUUAAGGGCAAGAUACCAAAUAAGGUUAUAAAGAGGGGGCAAUUCAAAGAACAACACUUUGAUUCGAACUGUAACUUCUUAUAUCAUGAGUUGGACAGGAUAACUGAAAGGGAAAAAGUGGUCGUAAUGUCAAGUAUUAUACCUUCGCGAGAUUUGCAAACGGAGCUGGCUCCACCACACCACCGCUUGCCGCAGCCGGAAGCUAAGAAAAUAACACAGUUGAAGGACCUUCUCGAGCGUAUGCUGAUGCUGGACCCCAGCAAGCGGGCCUCAGUUAACCACUGCCUCGCUCAUUCCUUUAUCCAAGAAAAAAUAUAAUUAUAUACUUAUUAGUAUAUAAUUAUAUAAUCCUGGUGUUCUAUCGUCGUAAUUUAUAUCACGACCACAUAGACCGCCACCGUACACGUGUUGUACAUAACAUGUAUUUUUUUCAUGUGAUUAUGGCAAGUGGCUGCUUUAGGUCAUACACGCUCUUUUGCUGAUAUUUAUAUCCAAGCGUGUAUUUGUUGUUAUACUAAUGUAGAAUGUUGAAAAUGUGAAAUUCAUGGAUUUACUCUGACCUCUAGAAGGUAUAUUUACUUGAAAAUUAUUAUUUUAUUUUAUAUUAUUCGUUAAUUCAAAUUAUGGAAGGUAUCUUCAAUUUAUUUUACUGAAUGUGAUUAUAAUUUCAUUAAUUAAGAUUUCCAUUAUGCCAUUGAUAUUGAUGAUAUGAUUUUGGAUAAUGUAAAAUUUAUCGACUUCAGUUAACAGUAGCCGAUAUCCCUCUAUACAAAAUAAGUAAAAUUCUACCUGUAAAUUCGAAUUCAGAUUGUUAUCUGCGAUUCAGAUAUACUAAUAGCUAGAAAGUGAAAUACAAAUAAAUCAUUUAA
This is a messenger RNA of Achroia grisella, 3730 nucleotides long. RefSeq names its product serine/threonine-protein kinase PRP4 homolog (gene Prp4k). Gene Ontology annotation, molecular function: protein serine/threonine kinase activity; ATP binding. Gene Ontology annotation, biological process: peptidyl-threonine phosphorylation; mRNA cis splicing, via spliceosome; peptidyl-serine phosphorylation. Bases 354 to 3179 code for a protein of 941 amino acids. NCBI's taxonomy places the organism in Eukaryota, Metazoa, Arthropoda, Insecta, Lepidoptera, Pyralidae. The transcript has 10 exons. The record is from RefSeq and is a predicted model, not a curated record.